GUCACGGGCUGGUUCCUACCGCUUUGGGCCGCAGUUUGGUUUGAAGAGGACAAACAUCCACCUACCAAAUAAAAAAAAGAAAAAGAAAAAUCCCCGCCGCACGACUUUUUCCCCCCCAACAGAUCAUCAGCUGCUGGAUCAUCCAACGUCCACACGAUGGGAAACUGUCAGCCCACGAUCGUGCACUAUGAGGAUUUUGAUGUUGUAGCCGACAUCAAGGCCAUCCGCAAAGCCUGCAAAGGCCUGGGAACGGAUGAACAGGCCAUUAUUGACAUCCUGGCAAACCGCAGUUCUUAUCAGCGCCAGGAAAUUAAACAGGCCUAUUUUGACAAGUAUGACGAUGAGUUGGUGGACGUGCUGAAGAGCGAGUUGUCUGGAAACUUUGAGAAGGCCAUCCUCGCCAUGUUGGACCCGCCCGUCAUCUACGCCGUGAAGGAGCUGAGGAAGGCCAUGAAGGGAGCGGGCACUGAUGAAGACGUCCUGGUGGAAAUCCUCUGCACCGCCACCAACGCUGACAUCGCACUGUUCAAGGAAUGCUACUUUCAGGUGCAUGAAAGGGAUCUAGAAGCAGAUAUCGAGGGAGAUACAAGCGGGGAUGUAAGAAACCUCCUCAUGGCUCUUUUGGAGGGCAACAGAGAUGAGAGCUACGACGUGGACGACGAUCUGGCUGAACAAGAUGCUACUGCCUUGUUUGAGGCCGGCGAGGGUUGUUUUGGGACAGAUGAGUCCACCUUCAGCCACAUCCUGGCCUCCAGGAAUUACCUGCAGCUCCAGGCCACCUUCAAGAUUUACGAGCAGCUCUCUGGAACUGAAAUACUGGAUGCCAUCGAGAAUGAGACUUCUGGGACACUGAGGAAGUGCUACAUCGCUCUUGUGAGAGUCGCUAAGAACCCUCAGCUCUACUUUGCCAGGCGUCUUCACAAGGCCAUGAAAGGAGCGGGCACUGAUGAGGACACCCUUAUACGUAUCAUCGUGUGUCGCUCUGAGUAUGACUUGGAGACCAUCAAGGACAUGUACCUGGAGAAGUAUGAUGUGUCUCUGAAGGACGCCCUGAAGGACGAGUGCAGCGGCGACUUUAAACGUCUCCUCGUGGCUAUCUGCCACUGAGGGCCGGAGAGGCGGGCGGUGGCGAAGGUGGAGGACAGAGACAGCGGAGUACGUUUAUACCGAGAGCACUGCUGUUUUCUGUCUAACCAACUAACACUACACAGUCUCUCCAUGUGACAUUAUGUCGUAGAGCAGGAGGGUGGAAGUGAUCAAAGAAUUAACUUGGCUCAUGUCUUGUCCAAACUGAGUUACUGUGAACGUGGUUGACUAACUUUUUAACUAAUUUUUUCCCACAGACAUUGAACUGGACUUAACCAGUGUGUGAAACCGUGUCUGUCGAACACUGCCCGUUUCUGAAUCCGUUUUUAGAUUCGGUUCUUAUAACAUCUUUUACCAGCAUUAACUGUGAGUAGCGGCCAGUCAUUUUCAGUCACUGGAAACAAGCACCAAAAUUUAUACAUUUCCAACGUUCACAGGAGCCAAUUGUGAUCACACGGAGGCAAUUUGACGGAGAGUUAUGUGAUCAGGUGGUUUGAGACCUGAUAGGAUAAUCACAUUAUAAGACAUGUUUUUACAAGUCAGCUAUAAGUGCGUUGUUCUGCUGAUGCACGUACUAACGCCGUGAGACAAUAGUGUUAUAUCAUUAUCAUCAUAUACGUAUUAUUGUUUCUGUUUUAGAUCAAGUAAUUCUUUGCUCUUUGGGCCAUUAUCUUUCACCCUCCUCGUCCUGAUCCACUUUACCGCUGUUUGAACUAAUGCAAUCACUCCGUGUGGCUUGAAAGUUUGUGAAAGAAGAAAUGUGAAAGUUUGUCAUGAAGGGAUUUGAGCUGAUGUCAUGAAGGCUAUGCAAUGUUAUGUGAAUGGAUUCCCUGAAUCGUCGUCACGGCUCAUUCACAAAAGAGAUUAUUGUAUUUUAUCAGUUGCUUAUUGAAAGAAAACUAUAUGUUGAUUUACAGUAUGUUGCAUUUUUUUAAAAAAAAUCCAGUACAACUAGAAAAACUUGACAAAUCCAAAUACACCUCACCUUGUUAUAUAUUUGUUUGUAUUGUAUGACUAACACAAUAGAGUGAUUAAUAUAUAGCAUUAUUUAGUUGCCAGUUGGAGGUCGGCCAGAGGUUAUAUGAGAGGAAAUCUUUUAAUGUGAGCUAAACAUUUAACACCUGGACAGUGAUGUCUGUCAUUUGUGUGUCUCUAUAAGGCAGCUUUGUUAACAUUACCACUGUUGCAAUCGUAUGGCAACAAGCCGAGCAGAUACUCAAGUGAACUGCAGGGCAUUCGAUGGUGACGUUGCUGUUGUCGUGGGAAUAUGGUGUUUGUCUCUCUAUAGCCAAAGAAGUUUAGUUUAACUGCAAAUAAAGUUCCCUAUAACGUCA
Seriola dumerili (greater amberjack) is the source of this 2420-nucleotide messenger RNA. It is a transcript of the gene anxa13, whose product is annotated as annexin A13-like. Bases 157 to 1107 code for a protein of 316 amino acids. The record is from RefSeq and is a predicted model, not a curated record. Gene Ontology annotation, molecular function: calcium ion binding; calcium-dependent phospholipid binding. Lineage: Eukaryota; Metazoa; Chordata; Actinopteri; Carangiformes; Carangidae. The transcript is spliced from 11 exons. Gene Ontology annotation, cellular component: cytoplasm.